AUGGAUCGAAACCCACCACAAUCGACUACUCUCUCGGAGCCCACCGCAUCUGCUCUGUCGGUUCUCGUCUUCUCCGAUCACAAUCGGAAGGAGUUCUUUUUUGAAGUUCAGUGCAAACUGUGGGUGAGUCAACAAGAUAGUGUCAUUCCUCAAUCGUUUCCUUGGGAGAGCUCAUCACAAGUCCCUGUCUUCAGCACUCAAUGUACAGAAACUUCAAGUUUCUGUGAAGAGUCAUCUACACAGCGCAAAGAAAGAAAGAAAUGGACUCCUUCUGAUGAUCUUGUGCUCAUAAGCGCCUGGUUAAACACCAGUAAGGAUCCUGUCGUGAGCAAUGAGCAGAAAGCAGGCACAUUCUGGAACCGCAUUGCAGCCUACUAUGCAGCUAGUCCGAAGGUGGAAAGUGGAGAUAAGCGAGGAGCUCUUCAAUGCAAGCAAAGGUGGCAGAAGAUCAACGAUCUUGUCUGCAAGUUCUGUGGUUCCUAUGCGGCUGCGACAAGACAGAAAACAAGUGGUCAGAGUGAGAGUGAUGUUGUGAAACUCGCACAUGAAAUUUUCUUCAAUGAUCAGAAGAUUAAAUUCAACCUUCACCAUGCUUGGGAGGAGCUCCGCUAUGACCAGAAAUGGUGUGAGCAUGCUAGUAGUAAGCUUGGUGGAAGCGCUAAGAAGAGAAAAUGCGAGGAUGGAGCAGAAACAGAAAGCUCUCAAGCUACUAUCAAUGUCGAUAAUCUACCUACCAAACGGCCUGCUGGUGUUAAGGCUGCGAAAGCAGCUUCUGCAAAGAAACCAAUAGUAGAUAAGGAGGCUGAUGAGAAGUUUGGCAAGUUGUGCUCAAUUAAAGAGAAAGACCUUGUCUUGACAGAGAGAGUUUCCAAAAUGAGACUGCUUGACAGUCUCAUUACAAAAAAAGAACCACUUUCUGAAAAAGAAGAAGCACUGAAGAGUAAGCUUCUUACAGAGAUGCUGGAUGCUCCAUAAUAUGAUGGUUCUGUCGCAUGUUUAAAUGUUUCUUAAUGGGAUGUUUCGGUUUGAUGCUUUUGUUUCAUGUUUCAUAUUUCUUGUUUCUGUUUCAUGUAUCGGUUUGAUGUUCUGUUGUAUGUGCUUCAUGUAUCAGUUUCUGUUUGAUGUUUAUGUAUCUGUCUGUUUGCGAUUUCAUGUAUCAGUUUCAUGUAUCAGUUCUCUUGACCACUUCUUGUGUCCAUUUACGAUUGCAUCUCUUUCUGUAUGUUUUUGUUUGAUGCUUCUGUCUGAUUGUA
Molecule: messenger RNA, 1253 nt
Organism: Brassica napus (rape)
Lineage: Eukaryota; Viridiplantae; Streptophyta; Magnoliopsida; Brassicales; Brassicaceae
Product: glutathione S-transferase T3-like
Exons: 3
Coding region: 1-975 (324 amino acids)
Source: RefSeq, a predicted model, not a curated record